CCGCACCGGCUUCAUGUCUGCCUCCACUGUGUUUGACAUUGGCGGUGCCUGGGGGAGCCAACACACGACAAAUCCCACCGGCAACUCAUCAACAACAACAACUAUUCAGAUUUCACGCCGGCUUCCAGCUCUGGAGUUGUGCUGAAAACUGUUGGUGGAGACAACAACAACAACAGCAGCAGCAGCAUCAUACUGGUUUACUCCCAGUUUAGUUUAUUUAUUUAUUUUAAUUUAUUCUGGAUCAUCAUGGAUCGAGUCGAGAUGUUUGCACUGAGAAAAUCAAGAUGUCCUUUUGCGCGGGUCUAAUGCUGUUUCUCCACUGAGCUCCUCCGUAGCCACACACCAGCCAUGAAGUUGGCUUUGCACAGGAUAGCAGGCACCACAAUGAGCACGCUCACAACGGGCGUCCAGUAUCUCGGCUCUAACGACGCCAGCUACGACGACCCCUCCAUCGACUCGACUCUAAUCAAGAGCAGAUUUAACUUUGAGAAGCCUCACUUUGCCUCGGUGAGCAACCCCUUCCCCGGACUGGUCCCCGGAAAUAAGGAGGUCAUCUAUGGCGGACUCUCUCCCAUUUUCCCCACCAACGCUUCAGACUUUCUGCUAAGCAAUGGCACCUCUGUGCAGAGCGAGUGCGGCGAGGACAUGGUGGACAACAUGGAGUGUUUUAUGAUCCUCUCUCCUGGUCAGCAGCUCGUGAUCGCCAUCUUGGCGCUCACCCUGGGAACAUUUACGGUGCUGGAGAACCUCAUGGUGCUGUGUGUGAUUCUGCACUCCCAGAUGCUCCGAUCUCGACCCUCCUACCACUUCAUAGGCAGCCUGGCUGUGGCUGACCUGAUAGGCAGCAUCAUUUUUGUCUACAGCUUCCUGGAUUUCCACGUCCUGCACAGGAAGGACAGCCCCAAUAUUUUCCUCUUCAAGCUGGCCGGGGUCAUCGCCUCCUUCACCGCCUCUGUCGGCAGUCUGUUUCUCACCGCGAUCGACCGCUACAUCUCCAUCCACAGGCCCAUGUCGUACAAACGCAUCGUCACAAAGACUAAAGCAGUCAUCGCCUUCAGCCUGAUGUGGACCAUCUCCAUUGUGUUCUCGCUGCUGCCGUUGCUGGGGUGGAACUGCAAGCGCCUCAACUCCGUCUGCUCAGACAUUUUCCCUCUGAUCGACCAGAAGUACCUGAUGGUUUGGAUCGGGAUGACGAGCAUCUUGGUCCUGUUCAUCAUCUACGCCUACAUGUUCAUCCUCUGGAAGUCCCACAACCACGCUGUCCGCAUGCUGAGCCGCACCUCCCAGAGGAGUGUGAUCGUGUACACCGCCGAGGGGACUAAAGUUCAGACGGUGAGGCCCGAGCAGGCCCGGAUGGACCUCCGUCUGGCCAAAACCCUGGUUCUGAUCCUGGUGGCCCUCAUCAUCUGCUGGGGCCCGCUCCUAGCCAUCAUGGUUUACGACCUCUUUGGCAAGGUGAACGACUUCAUCAAGACUGUGUUCGCCUUCACCAGCAUGCUCACCCUGCUCAACUCCACCGUGAACCCUGUGAUCUACGCCAUGAGGAGCAAGGACCUGCGCAGGGCCUUCGUCAACAUCUGCCAUAUGUGCCGGGGAGCGUCGCAGACUCUGGACAACAGCACUGAGAGUGACUGGAACAGCAGGAGUGUGAGAGGCACAGCGGGCGGGGCGGGGAAAGACGGAGCCGGCUGCGGAAAGACUCGGGUGAAAGUCGCCCAGGUUACUGUUUCUGGAGGGACUGAGACUUCUACAGCAGAGCCGGUCUAAGAGACAAGCGGCACCGCUCUGAUACAACUGUGAAGAUAUUGUAGAGUAUCCCCGACCCUCUUCGUGCACUGCUCUGUUACUGUGAAAUGUGCCAAAAAAAAAAAAAUGGCUUUGAUACAGAGCUGAAAAUCAAGUUUUUGUUGCUUUAAAGCUGAAACGUGUAAUAUUUAUAUGUUACUAUAGUGGAGUGUGACGAUGGAGACGCUCUCUUUGCUCUGUUACUGAGAAAUGAUUUGUCUGGUUGACAAUGCCAAUUUGAUUUCACUUCAGUCAGUGAACAACAGUCACAUUCGCGAGGACCAGUUGGCACAAGGGCCUAUUUUUCACACUCCGCUCCGUCAUCUCUGCCGUCUGAAUGUGUGGGGAGCUGGAGAUUUCGGUUUUAAGGCAGAGAACAUUUCCGUUUGGUUCUUUCUUUUUCUUUUCUCCACAUCAUAGCAAUAUUGUGGUGGUAAUGCAAGGUGAAACUGUGUCUACCUUCAUGAGAAAUGUCAGUUUUGAAUGACAAUGCACUGCUUGUAAGUAAACCUAGCAUCCCAUUAGUGAUUUGAAAUCAACUAUUGAUGCUUCUGUAAGACCAUGAUAUUGUGAAAUUUGACAUUUAAACGUUAUCCUACUUUAUUUAUUGUGUUUAUUUAUUUAUUUUUACUUUGCGAGGCAAAAUGGUGAGUCAUGCUUUGAAACAUGAACAGCUUUCUGAUCAAAUCAAAACUUUAGUCCGUAGUGAGUCGGGAUGUAACAUAGCUGGUUAUUACUCAUGCGCUUAUGGUACAGUGACGGCGUUUUGUGAGAAGCUACACUUGUGAAGCAUCCAUUGUGCCAUUGUGUCUCAUGAUGGUGUGUGUAAGCAAGGACAUGAGUUCAAUAAAUAAAUGAAGUUUGUCUAUUUUUAUCUUAA
This is a messenger RNA of Acanthopagrus latus (yellowfin seabream), 2665 nucleotides long. Its product is annotated as cannabinoid receptor type 1B-like. Gene Ontology annotation, biological process: G protein-coupled receptor signaling pathway. NCBI's taxonomy places the organism in Eukaryota, Metazoa, Chordata, Actinopteri, Spariformes, Sparidae. The coding region runs from base 349 to 1767 and encodes 472 amino acids. Gene Ontology annotation, cellular component: membrane. The transcript is spliced from 2 exons. Gene Ontology annotation, molecular function: cannabinoid receptor activity. The record is from RefSeq and is a predicted model, not a curated record.